AUGCGUUUCAAAUCCUCCAUUGACAAACCCCAACCCUGGAUCAACUUUCUCCCGGCAUCCCCUUUCCCUGACCACCAAGAACUCACCGUCGCCACCAAUCUCAGCUACGACCCCGCCGCUCUCACCUCCGCCGCCACCGACUUCGGCCACAUGCUCUCCAACCCACCAGCUGCCGUCCUCUUCCCUUCGUCUAUAAACGAUAUCGCUUGCUUAAUCAAACUCGCCAAUUCCUUUCCCGCUCCAUUCAGCAUCGCCGCCAAGGGCUGUGGCCACUCCGUCCGCGGCCAAGCAAUGGCCGGAAACGGUGUAGUUGUCGAGAUGACUUCCAUGAAUAAUAAUAAUAACAACAACACCCGAAUUGCUAUCUCCGGCAACCCCUCCACGGGAUACUUCGCCAAUGUCGGUGGCGAGCAGCUUUGGAUUGAUGUCCUCAACGCCACUCUCGAACAUGGACUCGCACCGGUGUCGUGGACCGAUUAUCUUUACCUCACUGUCGGUGGGACAUUAUCGAAUGCUGGUAUUAGCGGCCAGACGUUUCGAUACGGCCCGCAAAUUAGCAAUGUUAUUGAACUCGACAUCAUUACAGGUAAAGGAGAUUUUGUAAACUGUUCGCCACAAAAGAAUUGCGAGCUCUUCCAUUCCGUCCUCGGUGGUUUAGGCCAAUUUGGAAUCAUUGUUCGAGCUUGGAUUCCCUUAUUCCCAGCUCGAAAGAGGGUAAAGUGGGUUAGAAUUCUCUACAGUAAUUUUAGCGAAUUUACAAAAGACCAAGAACGAUUAAUCUCAAUCAAUGGAAGAGAACAAAAGGGAGCAUUGGACUAUUUAGAGGGUAUGCUUCUAAUGCAUGAUGGUCCCCCAAACAGUUGGAGAUCCUCCUUUUUUCCAUCCUCUCAUCACUCCAAAAUCGUCUCUUUGAUUAAUCAACAUUCCAUUAUUUACUGUUUGGAAGUCGCCAAAUAUUACGAUCAUCCCUCUCCCAAUACAAUCGAUAAGGAACUCGAUGAUUUGUUUGACGGGCUAAACUUUUUACCUGGGUAUAAGUUCGAGAAAGAUGUAUCGUACGUUGAUUUCCUAAAUAGGGUUCGAAACGGAGAAUUGAGUCUUCGGUCUCAAGGGUUAUGGGAUGUUCCUCAUCCAUGGCUAAAUCUCUUCGUACCCAAAUCCGGUAUUGCCGAAUUCAAUUCAGGUGUUUUCAAGGAUAUCAUUCUCAAACAAAAAGUUACAACAGGACCUAUACUCGUCUACCCGAUGAAUAGGAGCAAGUGGGACGACAAAAUGUCAGCAGUUAUACCAGACGAAGACGUGUUUUACGUGGUUAGUUUUUUGUAUUCAAGCGGGUUGGAUGAUUGGGAAUCCAUGGAUGAGCAAAACAAAGAGAUAUUAAGGUUCUGCAACAGUGUUGACAUGAAGAUCAAGCAGUAUCUUCCUCAUUACAAAACACAAGAAGAUUGGGCGAAUCAUUAUGGAUCAAAAUGGAAAAGGAUUCAAGAGAAGAAGAACGAGUUUGAUCCCAAAAUGAUUCUGUCUCCAGGACAGAACAUUUUCAACCCUUAG
Messenger RNA from Cucurbita maxima (winter squash), 1551 nucleotides. RefSeq names its product cytokinin dehydrogenase 3-like. Gene Ontology annotation, biological process: cytokinin metabolic process. The record is from RefSeq and is a predicted model, not a curated record. Bases 1 to 1551 code for a protein of 516 amino acids. NCBI's taxonomy places the organism in Eukaryota, Viridiplantae, Streptophyta, Magnoliopsida, Cucurbitales, Cucurbitaceae. The transcript has 5 exons. Gene Ontology annotation, molecular function: cytokinin dehydrogenase activity; FAD binding.